Salvia miltiorrhiza (redroot sage) is the source of this 1912-nucleotide messenger RNA. RefSeq names its product heparanase-like protein 2. The transcript has 9 exons. The record is from RefSeq and is a predicted model, not a curated record. Bases 162 to 1727 code for a protein of 521 amino acids. Gene Ontology annotation, molecular function: beta-glucuronidase activity. Gene Ontology annotation, cellular component: plant-type cell wall; membrane. Lineage: Eukaryota; Viridiplantae; Streptophyta; Magnoliopsida; Lamiales; Lamiaceae.
UUAAAGAUAAGAAUGAUGUAACAAAAAUAUUUGCCCACAUGCAAGUUCCUUUUUGGACUAAAACUCUGCAAUAAAAGUUUUUGUGUGGGAAAAUUUUAUACAGCACACUUUAUUUAUUUAUCCACAAAGAUCUAAUGCUUGAUAGCUUUUUUUAGCAUGAGAUGGGAUCAAAUGUUGCCAUAAUCUGUUGUAUCAUAACAUUAUUGUUUUGCUUGUGUUGUGAUGCUGAAGAAGUGAAGCUGAGAGUGAAAGCAUCAAAAGCUAUAGCAAAAACUGAUGAAGAUUUCAUCUGUGCUACUCUUGAUUGGUGGCCUGAGACCAAAUGCAACUACAAUCAGUGCCCUUGGGGAAAAUCAGGCAUUCUCAAUCUGGAUUUGAACAACAAGAUUCUUGCAAAUGCCAUAAAAGCAUUUAGGCCUCUGAGGAUUAGGAUAGGAGGUUCUUUGCAAGAUCAGGUUGUGUACGAUGUUGGGACAUUUGUUAGAAAAUGCCCUCAUUUCAAGAGAUUGGAUGAUGGAUUGUUUGGAUUCUCAAAAGGGUGUCUGCCUAUGGAGAGAUGGGAUCAAAUCAACAAGUUCUUUGAUGAAAUGGGGGCUAGGAUGACAUUCGGGUUGAAUGCUUUGGUGGGGAGGAGGAAGGGCGGGAGAGGAGGCGAUGAUGGACUCAUGGUAGGCGAAUGGAACCCGAGAAACGCGUAUGAUUUGAUCAACUACACGGCCUCGAAAGGGUACAAGAUUGAUUCAUAUGAACUAGGGAACGAGCUGUGUGGGAGCGGGGUGGCUGCAAGAGUCGAGGCGUGGCAGUAUGCAAGGGACAUUGUAGCACUCAAGAAACUAGUUGCUGAGUUUUACCCCAAUCCUGCCACAAGGCCAAAGGUCCUAGGCCCUGCAGGAUUCUACGACAAGGAGUGGUUCGACACGUUUCUUGACAAAUCGGGGCCUAAUGUUGUUGAUGGUGUCACACACCACAUCUACAACCUUGGUGCAGGUGUUGAUCCCACCCUCAUCAAGAAAGUCCAAGAUCCCAGCUUUCUUGAUCAGAUAGCAGAGACGUACAGGGGUGUGGCUGCCAGCAUCGAGGUGCACGGGCCGUGGGCAGGGGCGUGGGUCGGGGAGGCCGGUGGCGCUUACAACAGUGGUGGCAGAUAUGUCUCACACUCCUUUGUUGAUGGAUUCUGGUAUUUGGAUCAGUUGGGAAUGACAGCAACAUUCAACCAUAAGGUUUUCUGCAGACAAUCCUUAAUAGGAGGGAACUAUGGCUUACUCAACACGCACACAUUCAUCCCAAAUCCAGAUUACUAUGGGGCUCUCUUGUGGCAUCGGUUGAUGGGGACGAGCGUGCUCUCGGCAUCCCACACGAGCUCCUCCUACCUGCGCGCGUACUCACAUUGCUCGAAGAAUACUACAGGCAUUGCAGUUCUUCUGAUCAACAUGUCCAAUUCAACAACCUUUGAGGUUUUGGUUGAGGAUGAUGAUGCAAAUUUGUAUGAUCAAGAACAAGAUGAUGCAGGUGUGUAUGGGAGAGAAGAGUAUCAUCUGACCCCUAAAGAUGGCAAUAUUUUGAGUGAUGUUUUGCUUCUCAAUGGAGUCCCGUUGAAGCUGACUGGAGGUUACGGUAUACCGGCAAUGGAUCCGCUUGUCGUUGGUGGUGCGUCGCCCGUGAAAAUCGCGCCUCGUUCAAUAGUUUUCGCACGACUGAAAGGCUUCAAGGCCGCAGCUUGUGCUUAGAGUUUGUUUCUUCUAUUUAACUGAGUUAUCUGUCGCCAAUUUCAAUAGUUCCGUCGCUAAAAAUUUAUCGGCGACGAACAUUUUGCGAUUCUGUAUCUUUUGUCGCUAAGAGAUUUAGCGACAGAUUUAAUUUGUUACGAACUUUUGCAACGGAAUGGCAACGGAAAAUGUCUAUCUUUUUUAAU